AUGCAUGUGCAUCUUAUUACAGGAAAGGGACGGCACGACUCCGACUCCGAUAUUUCUCCACCAAGAAAAGGUGGUCCUGAACCGAGCGCUUUGAAAAAACGGCAUAGCUCGAGAUCUCCACAGCAUGAAAUGUCAUCACGGAAGGAACGGCGCCGUAGUGCUGAUAGAUCGCCUCCCAGAAAAUACAAUGACUCACAAGCCCACUCCAUGAGAAGGAGACGUGAUUCCGAUCAGUCACCGCCAAGGCAACAUGAGACUUCUGCUAAGAACGUUUCGGUCAAAGUUGAAGUUGACUCCGAUCAGUCGCCGCCAAGAAGGGAGAAACGUGCUCGGAAACGGAAUGACUCUGAUUCCGACCAGUCACCGCCUCGCAAACGUGAGAGUUCUAAUCGAAAAAGAAAUGGCUCUGACUCCGACCAAUCACCACCUCGGAGACGUGGUUAG
Cooperia oncophora is the source of this 444-nucleotide messenger RNA. Lineage: Eukaryota; Metazoa; Nematoda; Chromadorea; Rhabditida; Trichostrongylidae. The record is from the annotation of a GenBank genome assembly.